AUGUCUCUGCCCACCAGCGACGAUAUUCCUCACGAUCGAGUUGGAACCCACAUUCAACUCCUCAUGGACUGGCUCCAAACACCGUACGACAAAGCGCACUUCGAGGCUACCCUUCCGCAAUGGAAGCCCGCACUGCUGGCUGUCGAGCGACUUCGCCUCGAGAUGCAGGACUGCAUCGACGGAGAGAACCUUGCCGGAAUGCCGUGGGUCGAGGUGAUGCAGCUUGUACAAGCAUUGUGUACGCUCUUCUUCCAGGACAAGUUCAUGCAGAAAGUGGACGAUUGGGAUUUCGACUGGCUCAUUCGAGCUCGGCUUGAAGAAGUGCAAGAUGGAGAAGACGCGGAAGAUGAGCUGUUGUACGGGUGGAUGGACAUGGACUAUAUUGACGGCAUAACUUUCCUUCGAGUCAAUGCACGCCUUCAUGAGAAUGUGCUCGACCUGCUCGGCACAUUUUUGCACGAAAUGGUGCACAUAUUCAUCUACAAGUGCUUUCGCUUCGAGCAGUUGAACAUUCGGACGCCUGAGAAUGCAGAUCCCAUUCGAGUAUUUCACAAGCUGGAUGGCGCGACAGGUCAUGGGUACUACUUCCAGCGACUCACACGGGAGAUUGAGAAGAGAUGUGGCCAAGUCUUGUCACUUGAUAUUGACCUCGGACGUUUUGAUGCUGCGGACUACGAGUGCAAAGACAGUGGCAUUGUACCUGAUCUGCAGUACUUCGAGGAGUUAUUCAGAGACGACCGUCCAGGUCAAGAACUUGCUGCGAAAAUAGCGUGGGCAGGAAUCACGCAGCUGCAUAAAGAGAGGUUACAGGCCCGGAGGAACGCCAUGACUGAGAACCCCAACGAAAUCGACCUCGUGGAGGAAGGACCUGAGACUCUGACUCAAGGAAACGAGAAAAUCAAGAGCUCGAGCGCAAGGAAAUUGAUCAGGAAGACGGGUGGAGGCUUAGAAGCACAGCAAAGAUAUGUGGAAGAGUUAAACGUGCGGCUCAGAAAGAUGGAAGACAGGGCUGGAGACAUGGAAGACUACAAAGGAUCACUCCAACAGCGUAUCAAAGACCUCAAACACUUUAUGGAACUUUUGGAGGGCAAUGAAGGAGACGAUGAAAAUAAUCCAGCUGCAUCUCUGAUCCCGGCUUCGGACGUUGAGAAGUUCCUCAAGAGCGCCAGCUAUGUCUUUCUCCUCGACGGACUCUGGGACGACAGCACCGAAUUCCAACUCACAUGGUCCAACGACACAGAGAAGAACAAGAAAGGCUCCAGCCUCACCCAGGAUUCAACCCAUCAGCUCCGCAUGCAUACGGUCCACAACAAGUCAGGCCCCGAAGUGGUCAGCGUGCUCUUCCACGAGAUGUUGCAUAUGUUCAUCAGAAUCUCUGAGGACAAAAAGCUUGCACAAUCUGUCGAGGCGAGGGCCACAGCGCUCUUGGGCGUGAAGAUUGAUCUCGGGCGUCAGGAUGCGUGUUUGGAGGAACUUGUCGCAGGCGAGAUGACGGCAAGCAUGGAGUACUUCGAAGCGUUGUGGAACUCUGACUUUGAUGCGAAUGGAGCUUUUAUGGCGAAGAAGGGCUCCGAUUGGGCCAGUCCGCGUGCGAUUGAAUCCGCGUGCGAUUGA
Molecule: messenger RNA, 1614 nt
Organism: Zasmidium cellare ATCC 36951
Lineage: Eukaryota; Fungi; Ascomycota; Dothideomycetes; Mycosphaerellales; Mycosphaerellaceae
Exons: 4
Coding region: 1-1614 (537 amino acids)
Source: RefSeq, a predicted model, not a curated record